Molecule: messenger RNA, 492 nt
Organism: Hymenoscyphus albidus
Lineage: Eukaryota; Fungi; Ascomycota; Leotiomycetes; Helotiales; Helotiaceae
Source: the annotation of a GenBank genome assembly
AUGAUGGCUUCAUUUAAAAAGGGCAUGUCAUUUCAAACGCUACCGCCAACAUUCCGCGAUGCUAUCAUAGUAACACGAAAGAUGGGAUACCGUUAUCUUUGGAUUGAUUCUUUGUGUAUCAUCCAAAAGGACCAUGAUGACUGGGUUAAAGAAUCGGAACGUAUGCAGGAUUAUUACAAAAAUGCCAUACUUACCAUCAGUCCCGACUCUGCUUCUGGCGAUCACGUUGGAAUCUUCAGCGAAAAUCGUCUACUGCCUCCAUCUCUGAUAAUUGAGCUGACUAUAGGCGAAGAACUUGGUAUUCGAAAGAGCGUCGAAAUGAAGUCACAUGUAUCAAAAAGAGCAUGGACGUUACAAGAAUUUGUUCUCUCGCCGCGAUCGCUUCAAUAUAUGCCCGACCAGCUUAUCUGGGAGUGUUAUACUAGCAAGUUAUGCGAGUCUGAUACGAACCCCCAAGAUAACGAGUUCUAUGCACAAGAAAGAAAAAUUUGA